GGCGGCACCGGAGGCACCGGGGCGCGGAGCCGCCGCGCUCGGAUGCUCCCGGCCGUUCCCGCGGGGCCACGGAGCCGCCCGUGGAUGUCACCAUGGAGGAACUGCCCUCCGUGCUGCCCACGGCCGCCGCCACCUCCUGGGGCAACGGCACCGCCUGGGCCGCCCUGCCCGGGCACGGGGUCAACGACACGGGCCCGCAGAGGGCCAAGAACGCUACAUCCAUCCUGAUCGCCGUGGUCAUCACCGCGCUCUACUCCGUGGUGUGCGUGGUGGGGCUGCUGGGCAACGUGCUGGUCAUGUACGGCAUCGUCAGGUACACCAAAAUGAAGACAGCCACCAACAUCUACAUCUUCAACCUGGCGCUGGCUGACGCACUGGCCACCAGCACGCUGCCCUUCCAGAGUGCCAAGUACCUGAUGGAGACCUGGCCCUUUGGGGAGCUGCUCUGCAAGGUCGUGCUCUCCAUCGACUACUACAACAUGUUCACCAGCAUCUUCACCCUCACCAUGAUGAGCGUGGACCGCUACAUCGCCGUGUGCCACCCGGUCAAGGCCCUGGACUUCCGCACGCCGGCCAAAGCCAAGAUCAUCAACGUCUGCAUCUGGGUGCUCUCCUCCCUCAUCGGGGUGCCCAUCAUGGUCAUGGCGGUCACCAAGUCAAAAGAUGAUACGGUGCUGUGCACUCUCCAGUUUCCUGAUCCUCCCAUCUACUGGGACACCGUGACCAAGAUCUGCGUCUUCAUCUUUGCCUUCCUGGUCCCCAUUUUGGUCAUCACCAUCUGCUACGGGCUGAUGAUCCUUCGCCUCAAGAGCGUCCGGCUCCUCUCGGGCUCUAAGGAGAAGGAUCGCAACUUGCGGCGCAUCACGCGCAUGGUGCUGGUGGUGGUGGCGGCCUUCAUCAUCUGCUGGACACCCAUCCACAUCUUCGUCAUCAUCUGGACGCUGGUGGACAUAGACAAGAAGAACCCCUACGUGGUGGCCAGCCUGCACUUCUGCAUCGCGCUGGGCUACACCAACAGCAGCCUCAACCCCGUCCUUUACGCCUUCCUGGAUGAAAACUUCAAGAGGUGCUUCCGGGAGUUCUGCCUGCCUCUCCGAGCCCGCGUGGACCAGAACAGCUUCUCCCGCGCCAGGAACACCACGCGGGAGCACGUCUCCACCUGCACCCCUCCCGAAGCCCGCAAGGAGCCGAUCCACAGCAUCUCACAAAGUUCUUCAGCCACCGUUUCCAGCUCCAGCCGUCGGGAUUUUUGCCUUGCAGUGGCAUUUCUGUACAGGAAUCCUGCUUUCUAA
This is a messenger RNA of Hirundo rustica (Barn swallow), 1292 nucleotides long. RefSeq names its product opioid receptor delta 1 (gene OPRD1). The coding region runs from base 93 to 1292 and encodes 399 amino acids. The record is from RefSeq and is a predicted model, not a curated record. Gene Ontology annotation, molecular function: neuropeptide binding; G protein-coupled enkephalin receptor activity. The transcript has 4 exons. Gene Ontology annotation, biological process: neuropeptide signaling pathway; G protein-coupled opioid receptor signaling pathway. Gene Ontology annotation, cellular component: neuron projection; membrane. NCBI's taxonomy places the organism in Eukaryota, Metazoa, Chordata, Aves, Passeriformes, Hirundinidae.